Molecule: messenger RNA, 1836 nt
Organism: Sabethes cyaneus
Lineage: Eukaryota; Metazoa; Arthropoda; Insecta; Diptera; Culicidae
Exons: 2
Coding region: 1-1836 (611 amino acids)
Source: RefSeq, a predicted model, not a curated record
AUGAACAUUAUAAAUAGUGUUGAAAGUGUGGUCCAAUACCAGGAUCUUCCGUCUAAAUCAGCUAUCCGUCACGAUAUCGCAGAGUGUGUUGUGCGUGCCAAAAAUAAGCAGGUGAUAACUAACCGUGUCAAAGUUGAUACCGCCAAUAUUAUCAAACAGCUUAAAGAACGUAACGUGGUUUAUUCCCGCGCUGAUAAAGGAAAUGCAAUUGUGAUCAUGGAUAAAAACGAUUACGACUCGCGCGUACUCAACAUGAUCAAUGAAGGUCCGUACGAAGAGUGUAAAUUCAAAAAUGGAAAACCCAAAGAUCCUCUCAACACUAUGAUAGACGAGGCUAACGUUGUUCGACAAAAAGUGGCACGGCUAAUGGGGGAUGAAAAGCUUGAGCGACGUCUUUACGUACCGAAUCCGAAGGUCGCCUCACUAUACUGCCUACCCAAAAUCCAUAAGAAUCCAUUGUCUAUGCGUCCAAUUUCGUCAAACAUCUGUACACCAACCGAGAAAAUGGCGGCUUGGCUGGUAGAUGAGAUCAAACGAUAUCCUGUGACUCACGGCAAGAGUGUAAAAAACUCGAUAGAACUUGUAGAUCAGAUUAAAGACCUCGAGAUACGACGCAGUGAGAUCAUGGUGUCGUUCGAUGUUGCUUCUCUGUUCCCCAGUGUACCCGUUGAAGACGCCUUAAAAAGCUUACGUGCACAUUUAGAACGAAAACAAGUCCCCCCGAACCACAUUGCGGCUUAUCUUUCUGUGGCACAGUUGUGUAUGAAGCAGAACUUAUUCAUGUUUCGCGGGAAGUUUUACAAACAAAACUUUGGCCUUAGCAUGGGAAGUAAGCUUUCACCGCUAUUAGCUGAAGUAUUUAUGAGCGAUUUUGAGACCGAGGUACAAAAAGACAAAAUGUUCCCCCGGGUUUGGAAGCGGUACGUCGACGAUGUGUUUGCUUUGGUGAAGGAACGCUAUUUGCCACAAACGCUCAACCUACUGAACUCGAAACACGACUCGAUCAGAUUUACGGUUGAAAAAGAACAAGACGGUACACUCCCGUUUUUAGAUCUUCGCAUCUCAAUAAAAGAAGACAAAACUUUGAAAUUUGGCAUCUACCGUAAACCAACUUCAACAGACCGUUUCAUAACAUCCGACUCCAAUCAUUUUGGAGCCCAAAAGCAAGCAGCAUUCCACUCGAUGGCCCACCGCCUUUUCAAUAUACCGUUAGAAGAAGAAGAGUUUAAUGCGGAAAGGGAGAAAAUACACAAAAUCGCCGGACAGAAUGGAUAUGACAGCAACUUUGUGAACAAAAUCCUGCGGAAACAUGAACGGAAAAGACACCGACAGAAUGCAACAACUCUUCAACCAGACAGCGAUGAGAAAGUUAGGAUCAGCCUACCGUUUUAUCCAAUUAUAACAAACUCGAUCAAAAACAUUCUUCACCAACAUGGAUUUGCGACAGCCUUCAAAAGCAGCUGCACUCUACGGGAAAUGUUGUGCAACCUCAAAGACAAAAUCCCGCUUGAGGAACAAUCUGGAAUAUAUCAAAUUCCAUGCCAAGAUUGCCCCGCUAUCUACAUUGGACAAACACGUCGCAAAUUUAAAAUUAGACUAAGGGAACAUAGGAAGGCCGUGGAGCACAGCCGAUCAUGUGACUCUAGUGUAGCAGCACACAGUGAAGAAUUACGGCAUAAAAUAAAUUGGGAGAGUGCGAAAUUAAUCAAAACCAUUAAGAAGGUUUCACUGCUAAAUGCAUGGGAAUCAAUGUAUAUCGCCAAUGCAGAGAAACCUCUUAUGAAUGGAGAUGAUCCACCAAUAAUUUCCCCUCUCUUUGGAUUGGCAAAAAAGUGA